AUGGGCUGCCGAGCUGUGCUACUACUGCUGCUGCUGCUUCUUCUUACGGAGCUGCCAGGCCCAGGUAUCAAGAGCCACCACAGCAGGGGUCCGGAUUGGGGUUUCAGACGCCCCGGUCGUUUGGUGCCGCAGGCAGAUGGCAGGUCGGCCGGACCGUGGGAGAUGGCGAGCUACAGUACAAGUACCGUACCGGCCCAUGCCACGCCGGCUUGCUUUUGCACAGCUUCUCUUCUCCUCCCUGUCCCGUCCUUCCGUCCGUCUGCCUCGCCUCGCCUCUCGUUGCGUCCUGGUGCUGUCUCGCUGCUGGCUGCUGAACACUCGCUAUCCAUAAGCCCAGCCUUGUGCCUGUCUCUUAUACACAUCUAG
Molecule: messenger RNA, 366 nt
Organism: Purpureocillium lilacinum
Lineage: Eukaryota; Fungi; Ascomycota; Sordariomycetes; Hypocreales; Ophiocordycipitaceae
Source: RefSeq, a predicted model, not a curated record